This is a messenger RNA of Danio aesculapii, 1229 nucleotides long. RefSeq lists its product as uncharacterized. The record is from RefSeq and is a predicted model, not a curated record. NCBI's taxonomy places the organism in Eukaryota, Metazoa, Chordata, Actinopteri, Cypriniformes, Danionidae. The transcript is spliced from 7 exons. Bases 87 to 1106 code for a protein of 339 amino acids.
GAAAACAACAGCUCUGCGGAAAUGAAGUGUUGUGGCGUGUGCUCAUAAAGCAUUCAUCUGUCCUGCAGUGAGCUUCUUUACUGUAUAUGAUGGCGCAUUUUCAGCUUUCACAUUUCCAUCUCCUGUUUCUGCUAAUGGCAGCUUUAUUAGAAUACAAAGUGGCAACGCAGAGACCAUGUGAACAGCUUCAACAGUUGAACAUAAGCCGUGUUCAGCGUGACAGCAUGUCUAUUCCUUGUUUAAGCACAACCCACCCGCUGGAGUCUCUAACAGUAAAACUACGCAAGAAUAACCCAGUUCAAGACAUCCUGAUCUCUCCAGCAUCAGAGCACCAGAGAUGGUCUGUGAGAAAACAUGCUGGAAAUAUUCAACUUGAUCUGAAAGACAUCCAACUAACAGAUGAAGGUCUUUAUGACUGUGAGGUCUACAAAGAUCAGGACUGCCUUAACGCAGCUCGAUUUAACCUGACAGUCAAAGAGUGUAAAAGGUUGGAGUCUGUCUCUGCAACAUUAGGCUCUUCAGUGCUGCUGCCAUGCUCUGAACAUCCUCAACAACACACAACUGAUCAAGUCACUUGGAAAGUCAUUGAAGGUCACAGGUCAACAGAUAUAACACAAUAUCGCUCAUCAUCCAAGACCUCAAACAGCACAGAGAAACUCCUGAAGCCUCUGUUUGAGAGAGCGAGAGAACUAGAGAAUAGAUCUCUGCUUAUAAGAAAUUCAGUAAAGACUGAUGAACUGUGGUAUCGGUGCAGAGUGAAUGACAAAACCUGCUAUGAAGUGAAGCUGCAGUUCAAAGAGAUGAAGAUGAAGAUUCUAGAUGAGACGUUUCAUUCAUUGACAACAUUUUCCACAGCACAAUUAGAUCCUCCAACCCCUUCUAAGAGUCCUGUUGGUCUACUGAAAGGCGACACUGCUGCACUCACUGCGUCAAUCAUAACUAAUCUGACAGUAGUAGUGAUGGCCACAAUAGCAUGUGUGAUUCUUUAUUUCAAAACCCGAAGGAACAAAAACAACAGCCAGAUUGAACUGAACUGCAAGUCGUCUGUCUGUUAUUCUAAAAUUUCAGGAGAGUUUGAUGUCCUGUUACCUGAUCAGUCUAACUGAACAGCUUAUAUAUUUAACAUACACUAACUGAACCUGAACAAUAUCAAAAUAAGCAAGCUAGUUAACAUCCAUUACAACAGAAUGAGGUGAAAUAAUUUAAAUAACUAUAUUUAAUGCUUGUAU